UGCCCGAACUUAAACGACAUGGCGGCUUCUUACCAGUUUGAACCGGUUACUUAGAUUGCCGUUUUUAGCAUUGAAAAAUCGAGGGAGAAGCGUGAACAAUAGUGACGGAGGUUGCUGUGAAAGAUGGCUUAAGGGAGUCUGGAAUCGUCUAAUGCAGUGACCUGUCCAGCAGAGUUGAUCAACUGGAAAGACAGAAUAUCUAAGGCUUGAUCUGUGUGAAUGUCUUAUCGACUCUAAUGCCUCCGGCCAGUAUGACAGCUUUGACAGAACAAGCAACAAAGUUGCUGGACUUCAACCAAAAACUUGAUAUCAAUUUGCUUGACCAUGUUGUGGGCUGCAUGUAUAGUGGCGAAGGACAAACACAACGUGUGGCCCAAGAGGUGCUAACAACACUGAAAGAACACCCAGAUGCAUGGACCAGAGUAGAUACCAUUUUGGAGUAUUCAAAUAAUCAACAGACAAAAUAUUAUGCCCUACAGAUACUUGAAAAUGUAAUAAAAACAAGAUGGAAAGUUCUGCCAAGAACUCAGUGUGAAGGUAUCAAAAAAUACAUUGUGGGUUUAAUAAUCAAAACGUCAUCAGAUCCAGAAACACUAGAAAGAGAGAAAGUGUACUUGGGAAAGUUGAACAUGAUACUUGUACAGAUUUUAAAGUAUGAGUGGCCAAAAAAUUGGCCUUCUUUCAUCUAUGAUAUUGUGGGUGCAAGUAAAACAAAUGAAUCCCUCUGCCAAAAUAACAUGGCAAUCCUCAAAAUUCUCAGUGAGGAGAUCUUUGAUUUCUCAAGUGGACAGAUGACACAGGCCAAGGCCAAACAUUUGAAGGACAGCAUGUGUACAGAAUUUGCUCAGAUUUUCACAUUGUGUCAGUUUGUUCUGGAUAACUCGCAGAAUGCCCCUCUAGUGGGUUCCACGUUGGACACUUUGAUGAGGUUCCUAACCUGGAUUCCUCUUGGCUACAUAUUUGAGACAAAACUCAUAACCACACUCAUUUAUAAGUUCCUAAAUGUCCCGAUGUUCAGAAAUGUCACCUUAAAAUGUUUAACAGAAAUUGCUGGUGUUUCUGUCACACAGUAUGAUGAACAAUUUUUACAGCUCUUUAAUCUGACUAUGACACAGCUUAAACAGAUGUUGCCCACCAGCACAAACAUCAAAGAUGCCUAUGCUCAUGGUCAGGAUGAUGAACAAAAGUUUAUUCAGAACUUGAGUUUAUUCUUGUGCACCUUUUUAAAGGAGCAUGGCACUUUGGUAGAAAAAAAGCAAGAACUUCAUGAUGUAUUAAUGGAGGCUUUGCACUAUUUGAUUCUCAUCUCUGAGGUGGAAGAGACUGAAAUUUUUAAGAUCUGUUUGGAAUACUGGAAUACUUUAGCUGCUGAUCUGUACAGAGAAAGUCCAUUCAGUGCUAGUCAGACUCCUCUGCUUAUUGGCAGAAUGGCUGAUGUACCACCGUCUAGGAGAGCUCUUUAUACUCCUGUGCUUUCAAAGGUGAGGCGGGUAAUGAUCUCAAGAAUGGCCAAGCCAGAAGAGGUGCUAGUGGUAGAGAAUGAACAGGGAGAAGUCGUGCGUGAAUUCAUGAAGGACACAGAUUCUAUCAAUCUGUAUAAAAACAUGAGAGAGACUCUUGUAUAUCUUACUCACUUAGAUUAUCAAGACACGGAAAACAUUAUGACUGAAAAAUUGACAAAUCAAGUGAAUGGUACAGAAUGGUCUUGGAAGAAUCUGAAUACACUUUGCUGGGCUAUUGGAUCUAUAAGUGGUGCUAUGCACGAGGAAGAUGAAAAGAGGUUUCUGGUCACAGUAAUAAAAGAUUUGUUGGGUCUGUGUGAGCAAAAGAGAGGGAAGGAUAAUAAAGCCAUCAUAGCCUCUAACAUAAUGUAUGUGGUGGGGCAGUAUCCCAGGUUCCUACGAGCACAUUGGAAGUUCCUGAAGACAGUUGUUAACAAGUUGUUUGAGUUCAUGCAUGAAACCCACGAUGGAGUGCAGGACAUGGCAUGUGACACAUUCAUCAAGAUUGCCCAAAAGUGCAGGCGGCAUUUUGUACAGGUUCAAGUGGGAGAAGUGAUGCCAUUUAUUGAGGAAAUUCUCAACAGUAUUAACACCAUAAUAUGUGACUUGAAUCCACAACAGGUGCAUACUUUCUAUGAAGCUGUGGGUCUGAUGAUCAGUGCACAAACAGACCAGGGAGCUCAAGAGCAUCUGGUGGAAAAAUAUAUGAUGCUACCAAACCAAGUGUGGGACACAAUUAUUAAUCAGGCUACACAGAAUGUAGAGGUGCUGAAAGAUCCAGAGGCAGUGAAACAGCUGGCCAAUAUUUUAAAAACCAAUGUUCGAGCAUGCAAGGCACUUGGACAUCCAUAUGUAUUACAGCUUGGGCGUAUUUACCUGGAUAUGCUGAAUGUGUAUAAAGUGAUGAGUGAAAACAUCAGCAUUGCCAUUGCAACAAACGGAGAGAAUGUAACCAAACAGCCUCUUAUCAGGAGUAUGAGAACUGUGAAAAAAGAAACACUUAAACUUAUCUCAGGAUGGGUCAGCAGGUCUAAUGACUCCCAGAUGGUUGCAGAAAACUUUAUCCCGCCUCUUCUUGAAGCAGUUUUGAUGGACUAUCAACGAAACGUACCACUUGCAAGGGAACCAGAAGUGCUAAGCACAAUGGCAACAAUAGUCAAUAAAUUAGAGGGCAGUAUAACUAAGGAUGUUCCACAGAUAUUUGAUGCUGUGUUUGAAUGCACAUUGGAGAUGAUCAACAAAGAUUUUGAGGAGUUUCCAGAACAUCGAACAAACUUUUUUCUCUUACUACAAGCAGUAAAUUCUCAUUGUUUCCCUGCUUUCCUCGCCAUACCACCUGCACAGUUCAAACUAGUGCUGGACUCCAUCAUCUGGGCUUUCAAGCACACCAUGAGAAAUGUGGCCGACAUGGGACUGAGCAUCAUGUACACAUUGCUACAGAAUGUUGGGCAGGAGGAAAAUGCAGCACAGAGUUUCUACCAGACCUAUUUUACAGACAUACUGCAGCAUAUCUUUUCUGUUGUAACUGACAGUUCACAGUCAGGAGGUCUCACAAUGCAUGCCAGUAUAUUGGCAUACAUGUUCACAUUGGUGGAGAUGGGCAAGAUCACCGUUUCACUUAGUCCAAACCACCAAGCAUCUCAAAAUGUACAGUUUGUACAAGAAUUUCUUGUUAAUUUGCUAAAAGCUGCCUUCCCACAUCUGAAUGAUACGCAGUUGCGAGUUUUCAUUGAAGGGCUGUUCAGCUUUGACCAGGACAUUCAGGCUUUCAAAGAACACCUUCGUGAUUUCUUAGUGCAGAUCAGGGAGUUUGCUGGGGAAGACAAUUCAGACCUCUUUCUUGAGGAGCGGGAGUCGGCUAUUCGAGAAGCUCAGGAUGAGAAGCGAAAGCAACAGAUGGCAGUUCCAGGAAUACUGGGUCCUCAUGAGGUAACAGAAGACAUGCAGGACUAGUCUGUGAAUGAACCUCAGCCAUUUCUUCAUGCCAUUCAAUGAGAACAUUUCAUCAUUAUAGGGCAUUCAUUUGUAAAGAUAUUUUCAGACAUUUUUUUUGGUUUGGUCCAUGUUCUGUGUUGUUUAUUAAUAUUAAUCCUAAAAAGCAUUCAGAAGCUACAUGUAUAUGAAUCAGCGUUAGAAUGUUAUUUACUUUGAAGAAUUUUUCAUGUAGAUGCAAAUAUUAUUUAUAAAUAAAAAUGUAAUUAGCUGCUCCAUCCUUUUCAGAAGUCCAUAUCAUUUGUAAAUACUGCACAGUAUUGUAGUGUUUAUACUGGUAGAUCACUCAUUAUUUUUCAAAAAAAAAAAAGUGAUCUGUUCAAUCAGUUCUGUGUGAGAGUUAUGCUUGAUAGAAGUUGGACGUCUCACAUGCUGAUGGUAUUGCACAAGGCAGCUUUAUGUUAUCUAUUAUCUUCAUGCAAAUUAUAUUAAGUGUGUUAAGUAAGAUGAGGAUUUUUGAUGAAGAUUUCAUGAUUAUAAUGAAAUGGUAUUCACCAUUGGAAUUUAUUUUGGGGUUUAAAAGUGAGCAAAAAAUCAACACUUGAAAAGAAAUUUGAACAGCUUAGGAUAAGAGAAUUGCAUAUGGGUCUUUUGAGCAUUUUAACUAUUUGGAGAACUUGAAUUAAGAAUUAGUUAUGUAGUGUCAAUUGAAAAUGGAUAAAUUAAUGGCUUGCUUUUUACUCGCAGUCUUGGCAAUGUGUGGUAUAAUUUUAAGCAGAAUAAACAUUUAUUUUAUAUGCCAUUGUAUGUUAUGUGGAGCUACUUAAAACUAGUAAAAUAUUCGGGUUAGAUUUUUGAUUAUAUGACUUUUUCUCUAUUCAAUCAUUUAUUGAUGAAUUAAGUUAUUUUGCUAGAAUGUCAAAUUGUAAAUAUGCCAUAAAUGAGUGCUUGAUGAAAUUUCAGAAGUUUUAAUGGUGAGGCUGUCCAACUUUGUGUGAAUGACAAUUAUGAAUGUUGUUAGCAGUAUCUGCUAUGACAUGGUACACAUUUUUUUUCACCAUCACCCGGUAAAUGGGUCAUUAUUUCAUGACAUUGUUUACAGCUGUACUGGAACACUCAUCAUGUACUUUUCGAUUUGUUUCUUCAUAACAUUGGCGACAUUUUCAAGCACCCAUCAAGUCAUAAUCAUUAUGUUAGAUAAUAAAGAGAGUGAUGAAAUUUG
Messenger RNA from Lingula anatina, 4656 nucleotides. RefSeq names its product exportin-1. NCBI's taxonomy places the organism in Eukaryota, Metazoa, Brachiopoda, Lingulata, Lingulida, Lingulidae. Gene Ontology annotation, molecular function: nuclear export signal receptor activity; small GTPase binding. The record is from RefSeq and is a predicted model, not a curated record. Gene Ontology annotation, cellular component: nucleus; cytoplasm. Gene Ontology annotation, biological process: ribosomal small subunit export from nucleus; ribosomal large subunit export from nucleus; protein export from nucleus.